Messenger RNA from Trichoderma reesei QM6a, 786 nucleotides. RefSeq lists its product as uncharacterized. Gene Ontology annotation, molecular function: RNA binding. The transcript has a single exon. The record is from RefSeq and is a predicted model, not a curated record. Gene Ontology annotation, biological process: exon-exon junction complex disassembly. Lineage: Eukaryota; Fungi; Ascomycota; Sordariomycetes; Hypocreales; Hypocreaceae. The coding region runs from base 166 to 786 and encodes 206 amino acids. Gene Ontology annotation, cellular component: cytoplasm; exon-exon junction complex.
GCCAAUCUGCGAGCUGUGCCCGAGAGCACCAAAACUGUUGCACCGGAAGCCUUGCUGCCGUAAGAAACCAUCUUGUGCAUCACCACCAUCGUCGUCAAACGGGCUGUGAUUGGGCGCUGCUGAGUCACCGGCAAUCUACCUAUCGACCUCCCUGCAGCCGCGACAAUGGCGCCCUCCACGACGAGAUCCGGCAUUGCGACAGACGAGGCCAGCGGAGAGCGCCACAUCCCUGAGUCGAUCCGAGCCGACGGCAGCAAGCGCAAGGCCAUCAAGAUCCGUCCCGGCUACCAGCCCCCCGAGGAUGUCGAAGUCUACAAGAACCGAACCGCCGAAGCCUUUCGAGAGCGCGGGAAGCGGAUAGGAAUACCUGGCGCUGCGGCCCAGGACGAGAAGCCGGAUCAGGGCUCUGCCGCCAGCAAUAAGAACGCAAAGCGACGAGAGGCUCGGAAGAAGGCCAAGGCCUCGGGUGGUGACGGCGAAGGCGAGGCCAAGGCUGAUGCUGCUGCGGCGACCAUGGCGAAGGACGAACAGCCCAAGGCGGAAGAGGUCGACCCUGAGGUUGAGCGCGAGAAGAAGGCCAGGAGCCUCAAGAAGAAGCUCAAGCAAGCCAAGGAACUCAAGAUGAAGAAGGAUGGCGGCGAGGGCCUACUACCCGAACAGAUUGCAAAGGUCAUCAAGAUCAAUGAGCUUAUCCGCGAAUUGGACGCCCUUGGAUUCGAUGCCGACGGCGAACCGAAAAGCGACGCGAAAGAAGCCGCGGCAGAGAGUGGUGAGACCACGAAAUGA